Molecule: messenger RNA, 1380 nt
Organism: Telopea speciosissima
Lineage: Eukaryota; Viridiplantae; Streptophyta; Magnoliopsida; Proteales; Proteaceae
Exons: 13
Coding region: 125-1330 (401 amino acids)
Source: RefSeq, a predicted model, not a curated record
GUGGCACGGGUUGAUUGAUUUGCAGAAGACAGAAAUUGACCCUUUCUUUCUGAUAAUUGGUUUAUGGGUUCUUGUUGGCAUCUUGCCUUAUCCGAAUGGUUGAGGUCCGAGAUCAUCGGAUGUGAUGGGCCUACGUAAAGGCUCUUUGCCUGUUUGCCCUAGAAAUCAGCAUUGCUCACGAUGGGCUAGAAUCUAUAUGAAGUAUUGUCUUUGCGAUGUAAAAGAUGGAAUGUCAUUAGGUCUGGGUAUGGUUAGUGUGAUCAGCUGGGGUGUUGCUGAAGUGCCGCAAAUCAUCACAAACUACAAGGAAAAGACAACAGAGGGACUUUCCAUUGCUUUCCUAAUGACAUGGAUAGUCGGAGAUCUUUUCAACCUUUUUGGCUGUUUGCUGGAGCCAGCCACUCUUCCGACGCAAUACUAUAUGGCAGUGUUGUACACAAUUACGACUGUGGUUCUGGCAUCACAAACUAUAUACUACCGUCACAUCUAUCACCACUUGAAAUCCCGUAGACGAGAUCAGAAGGGUGGCAUGCUUUUGCAAAAAGAGACAAUUGAUAAAGACAGUACUGUCGGUGAGAAUAAAACCAAGCCUGGUGAUGUUGUAUUGACAAGCUCACCAAUUGCAGUCAGUUCUCCUAAAGGCUCCCAUGGAAGAACAUUUUAUUACACGUCAGCAAGAUCUUUAUCAAAGAGUCUUACACCUACGACAGGAGCAUGUUUAGCGAGAUCUCCAAUCACCACUCUUGAUCGACAUUCUCUUCAAGAGCCUUUGCUUAAUGAAAUUGAUUCUACGAAAUCUGUAUCAGUUGUAAAAAAGAAAAGCAUUCUUUGUGUGGUCUCUGCAAUGACAUUAUUCAUCAAAAUGUUUGGUCUACACCCUUCUGAGCAUAAUAGAUCUGACAUUGACAUAGAGAAACCAGCUGGAGUCAUAAUUCGUGUAGGAAGAAAGCUUUUGCAGAAUGGUGGUGGAUUAUUAUUGGUUAAUGAAGUUGAAGAACACAGUGGCAUUGGAUCCUUUCUUGGUUGGGCAAUGGCAGCUAUAUACAUGGGUGGACGGGUUCCUCAGAUUUUCUUAAAUAUUAGGAGAGGCAAUGUUGAGGGGCUGAAUCCAUUAAUGUUCGUCUUUGCUUUACUUGGAAAUGCAACAUAUGUGGCAAGCAUACUUGUGAGCAGCUUGAGAUGGUCGAAAAUCAGACCGAAUAUGCCGUGGCUGGUGGAUGCUGCAGGAUGUGUGCUUCUGGAUUUUUUUAUACUUCUUCAGUUCAUCUAUUUUCAUUACCGGAAACCCAGCACCCUCAAGAGUAGGCAAGGAGAACUCAGUGAGGCUUAGCUGACGUCUAAGUAUUGCAAGAGUAUCGUAGGUGCUCUCUCUCUCUCUCU